Messenger RNA from Trypanosoma cruzi, 2556 nucleotides. RefSeq lists its product as uncharacterized. NCBI's taxonomy places the organism in Eukaryota, Euglenozoa, Kinetoplastea, Trypanosomatida, Trypanosomatidae. Bases 1 to 2556 code for a protein of 851 amino acids. The transcript has a single exon. The record is from RefSeq and is a predicted model, not a curated record.
AUGCCGUCAAAGAAGAAGGGAGGGGCCAACGAUUCCGAAAAGGCGGAGCUUCUGCGCCAAGCGGAGCUGCGGAAACUCGCCGAGGAGCAGGAGCGUCUGCGCAGACUGGAGUCGGAGGCACGUCAGCGGCUGGAGGAGGAGUGGAGGCGCGCUCUGGACAAUGAGCGGCAGCGGCAGAUGGACAUUCAUCGUGCCAUCACAGAGCGUGAAUUGAAGUUGGCCUUUGAGAUACGGGAGCAGGCGCUGAAUGAAGCCCUCGAGUACAAAGACCGCGAGACCCGUGAGCUCCGCGCAAAGUUGAGCGGGAUGCAGCUGGGCGUUGACAAUAUGAUGCAGGAGCGGGAGUCUGCCUUGCGACGUGUGGCAAUGCUUGGAAAUGAACUGGAGCUUGCGCAAAUGCGAAGCGUUGAGGCAGAGAAUCAGCUCGAGGAGAAGAUGCGUGUUUCUCGGGAACAACUGUGGGAUGUCGAGCGUUUACGUGAGGAGUCAGUAAACGCCUACCGCGAAUUGAAAUUGGAUUACGCGCGGCUUAAUAGGCUGCAUGAGGAACUACAAGUGCAGUUUAAUGCCUUGCAGGAGGCGCAGAACACCGAUGCCUUGGCCAUUGAUGCUAGACUCGCACACGCCCAUCCGCAGAGCACAGAUGCCGAGACGGCACUUUUACUGAAAGUUCUCAACGAAGAAGUAGAGAAAUACCGCGAGACGGCGCGUUUGCUUCAAUCUGAGCUUGAGCGAAAGGGCCGAGAUGAUGAGAAGGGGAGUGUGCUUAUCAGUCUUCUUAACUCGCAGCUUGAGGCUUCGAGGGAUGAAUGCAAACGGCUUCAUGAGGUUUCCACAGGCAGGCGGGUGGAACUAGAGGGGGUGCAGUCGCUGCUGGAUGCUGAGCGUGAGAAGACAAAGUCUCUCUACCGUGAGCUUGAUACAGCACAUGCGGAGGCGACUGUUGAGCGUAGGCAGUUUACACUGGAGAUUGGUGUACAUAAGGCGCAGGUAGGGGAACUCACAAAGAAUUUGGAAAAUGUGAGCGCGGAGCUGGCCGAGUUGAAGACACAGUUCGAUACCCACCGCGCCAGAGCUGCAGAACGUGAGCAGUAUGACUUUCAAGUGAAUGUCUCUCUCAAAGGGGAAGUGGAGCAGCUCAAGAAGGAUCUCACGAAGAUGGCAGAGGAACUACGUAUUACUGGCGAUGAUGCCUACACGAAGAAGGCGUUAUUGCGAGCUGAAAUUGAGAGUCUGAAGGUACGUUUGCAAAAAUUGCAGGAAAAUGCAGAGAAGAAUGAACGGGAGUCGUUUGAGACGAUAGCCGUUCUGCGUGCCACUAAUGAGCGGCUAAAGGAGGAGAAGGAAACGCUGGUGCGCACGACCGAGGAGAGCACGCGGAGGAUGCGUGAUGACAUGAUCGAAGUAUGUGCCGCACGUGAUGCCUUUAAGGCCCUUGCGGAUGAGUUAAAAGCACAAAAGGAGGAAGUUGAAAGGGACCUUUUUGAAAAGCUUCUCCGUAUGACGGCGAAUCAUGACCGCCUGCAUGAGGAACUGCAACAGACCGUGGUAAAAUACGCAGCUCGCGAGAAGGAGUAUGUCGAGAAUGCCAUUUUUCUCAACGCAGAGAAGGAGACAUUAAAAACAAAGGUGGAAGAAUUGAGUGAAAAGCUUGCGCGGCGGGCCCAGGAGCACGCCUGCCAUGUACAGAGCAUCAGCGAGGAACUCAACUCACUGAAGUUAAAGUCGGAGACGCAAAUAAAAGCACAUAAGAGUGCUCGGUUAGCGGAGGAGGAACGUGCUAGCAGGGCUGAGGCGGAGGUGCAAUCACUGAAGCAGCAGGAGAAGAGGAUGGAGCGGCAGAUGGCGAUGAAGCAAAGUGAGCGGGAAGGGGCGGAGCGGGCAAUGAAGGGUGAGAUCCGUGUACUUCAGCAGGAGCUCAAUGCGGCAAAGCGCACAAUUGAACGGUUUGAGUGUGCACUCGGGGACACCUCAUACAAGUCAUUAUGUGAGGCAAAUGAACGGAUGCGGCGGGACUUGGAGCAACAGCGUGAAAAGGUGGCGGUGCUUAACGAAACGAUUGCCUCCAUGAAGGUGGAGUCAACCAUCAUGGAGACUUACAAGGAGAAAAUGCUUGCGGACCAGAACGAGCAGUACGCACGACGCAUUCAAGAACUAGAGAAGUUACGGCAAAUGAUGAACCCACUCUUUUUUGAACUACGGUCUAUCGUCGAGAGAAACGGUCUUGCAGGGGCACUGCGCCGCGAUCUUGACGCGUUUGAUGAUCAUCUGCGAAGAUCAAGUGCGACGACAGGGCAGGAGAAGCGAAAUAUCGCCUCUUCCCCUUCUUCGACUGGGAAGGCAGUCGUAGCAACGGAAACGACAGGCCCCGCUCCAUCUGCCGACGAUGGCUACCGGACGCUACCCGCCGUUGGGGAUCGAAGGGGGACGCAUGGCAGCGAUUCGGAAGGCUACCGUUUGUUCCAGCGGAAGCAAGUGUCUACAGUUCCGCAGAAGCAACAUCACCACCAACAACAACAAUCCUCCUCCACGCAUGAACUACCAACAAUCUUUUGA